ACGGCGGUAGAGCCUGCGGUGGAGAGGCGGCUCGAGGAUAGCCCUGAGUUCUCUGGCGACGAGAUCGGCGACUUUGGGUCGGGCGAGGGGGACGAGGCUGGUGACAUUGGCUCCGGGGACGGCGACGACUCGGGCGACGGCGACUUUGGCUCGGGCGAGGGCGACGAGGCGGGCUCUGGGGAGGAGUCGGGCUCUGGGGAGGAGGACUCUGGCUCGGGCGGCGCCGACGAGGGCGGCUCCGGGGACGGCGAUGGCGAGCACGGCUCGGGCGGCGAGGAGGACGAGUCGUACGCGGUCGGAUUCUCCUUCAAAACGGCUGAUGAGUGUAGCGCCGCCUUCACUGCAACAGUGUGCGCCUCCGUCAGCAGCCUCUCUGGCCUCCUCCCGAGCCAGUGCGACGUCUCCUGCGGCGGCGACGGCCGACGCCGCCUCCGCCGUCUCGAGGAGCACGCCGUCUUGGUCACCUUGCAAGCCGGCGACGAGUCGUCGGCGACCUCGCUCGCAGCGGCCCUCACCAACGCUCUGGGCGAGACGGCGGCGGAAGCGGCCGCCUUCCUCGGCGUGUCUGCUGAGACGGGUGGCCUACCCUCCGUCUCACACCCAGACGCGUGGGACGGCAGCGGGGAGAAAACGCUCCGCCUCUCGCCCGGCGUGUACAACUUUCCGGCGGCAAAGCAGAAAAAGAUUGUUUUUAUGUAUACGAUUCGGAUUCAGCUGGCCUGA
Molecule: messenger RNA, 723 nt
Organism: Emiliania huxleyi CCMP1516
Lineage: Eukaryota; Haptophyta; Isochrysidales; Noelaerhabdaceae
Exons: 3
Source: RefSeq, a predicted model, not a curated record